Molecule: messenger RNA, 1931 nt
Organism: Effrenium voratum
Lineage: Eukaryota; Dinophyceae; Suessiales; Symbiodiniaceae
Source: the annotation of a GenBank genome assembly
AAGCAACAAAGCACCAAUGCCUACAGCGUCUCUGAUGGCGCCGCGCGAGAGAGGCCGUCGCGGUCGCGCGGCGCUGCUGCCGGUGGCGGUUUUGGGCUGCCCGUUCGUGCUGCCGAACCUGAGUCCGUUCAGAUGCAGGGCACCCGGCGGCGUCCCCGCGUUCCGGACGCUCCGGGCAGAGGGGCUGGCGCGGCAGGCCACGGCCAGUUUCAGCGCCCCCCUGCGGCGCCUGGACUUGAAGGACAAGUCGCUUGUGGGCGCCGGCUACGACCUGGUGGAUGUCAGGGUGCUGACCCGGGACGGCAUGCCGGUAGAGGCGACCUUCAUGCUUGACAGCGGCCUCUCCACCAACUUAGUGUCUCCGUCGCUGCUCGCGAAGCUGGGCCUCGAGGCGGAGGCGGAGCCGAUGCCGGGCACCGCGCUUGGUGGCAGCAUGCUGAAGCUCAGUUCCACGCUGCUGCCGGGCCUGGAGCUGUUAGGCGCCCAGGAAGGGACGCGCUACGCAGGCAUUUGGGAAGGCGAUGGCUGGCGCGCUUGGUGCACUAUCGACUGGGACGAUUGGAAGGCUGCGGCCCGCUCUUCCAAGACGAUCUCUGGCCAGGUGCAGUACCAGGUGCUGCCCAGCCAGGAGAUGUCGGACGGCCAGUUGGAGCUGGUGGGCUGGCGAGGCCUAGAAACGGUGGAGGGUCAGCUCGAGGAGGGUUGCUUCAAGGGCAAGGGCGUCGCAGUGGAGCCCAAAGGGGUGCUGGCCAAGACCGAGCUCUACGAGUUCCAGGAGGAGGGUGAUAGCUUGGUGGAGAAGAACAGUGGAAUGAGGCUGCAGCGCCGGAGCUUUCGGCCCAGCGUGCCGCUGCCGGGCCCGCUGCACGCCACGGUGGUGCCUUUCACCCAGGAGCAGCUGGCGAAGGCGCAGGGCAUCGAGCUGGAUGGCAUGCUGGGCCAGCUGCCCCUCUACCAGGACUUUGCAGUGGAAGUGGACCCCGAGGCACAGCAGCUGACUCUGAGGGUGGCCAAGGAGGCGCAACAGGCGGCGCUGCAGGCGGGCAUGCGCCGCCUCGCUGGAAUCGACUUGCCCAGCCGCCUCAUGGGGGUGGAAGUCUUUCAUGCCAGCCUUACGGAAGGCGCAGGAAGUUCUGUCCACGUGCCGGCGCUGGUGGACAGCGGCUCCGCCAACUCCGUUGUGAACUGGCCAGCUGCGAGUCUGCUCUUCGGCAUCAAGCAAGGUGACAAGAUCGUGCGCGACGCCCCGCGGAUACGAGCCAUCGGAGUGGGCGGGGGGACCAUCGACAUGCCGUUGCUCCGCUUCUCCAUCGGCUUAGUGGGCGAAGGUGACUCGCUGCCGCCCUCUCCAGUUCGGGUGGCCAUCGGCGAUGCGGAGGUCUUUGCCGAGAUCUUUGGUAGAGAGGAGUCAGGUGGGUGGCCCUUCGGCCUUGGCACCAAGCCUCUGAAACCUGCCGCCCUCAUUGGCCAGGAUGUGCUCUCCCAACGGCGCCACAGCUUUGUGGCCGCUGAGCCGGCGCUCUACGUGAGCCCCGGGGAGAAGACCGAAGGGAAGCUGCAGCACAUGGGCGAGGGCGACUGCGUGGACGCCUCUGGCCGGCGCCUGCCUGGGCUUCAGAAGCUAGGAUGCACUACCGACGAUGCCGCCUGGGAGUGUCUCUCUCUGCCCGCAGGCGCCUGCGCCGGCAUUGCUGUGACACCUCAGGGGGCUUACCAGGGCCUUUGCUACAUCUUCGUCCACCAGGACCUUGGCAAAGACGAGGUCCUGCGGGAGCGGGGCUUCGUGCGGUACCAGGCCCCCGGCGGCCAAGACCUGGCGCCCGCAGGAUCCGUGGUGGCACGAGCCGACGGGACCAAGGAUGCGCAAUGCUACAAGUGGAAGGAGUGAGGCAGGCAGGUGGAACACUCACCUCGCCCAAGGCGAAUUGCCA